Molecule: messenger RNA, 3901 nt
Organism: Lottia gigantea (owl limpet)
Lineage: Eukaryota; Metazoa; Mollusca; Gastropoda; Lottiidae
Exons: 17
Coding region: 1-2028 (675 amino acids)
Source: RefSeq, a predicted model, not a curated record
AUGCCGCCAAUUAAAUGGAUAAUCCAGAGAAUUUGGUUCCCGAGUUUCAAUCUCCAGUGUCACUUGAAUUUAGGCUUGAACAGAGGAAAUGCAAUGUGUCGAUGGAGAAUCCGAAUUGAAUCCCAGUCUCGUAGUAAAAUAGUUCAGAUAAGGACAGUUGAUAUGAACCUCCCUAUUCACGAGAAUAACUGUACUGGAUCGUAUAUCAAAGCUUAUGACGGUCAGUACAACUCAGCACCGCUUCUAAAAACAUGGUGUGACGAUUCGACCAUAUUUUCAACAGGUGCCUACGUCAUUGUAGAGUUUCAUGGUGGACAUGUUUCGUCACGUGGUUUCGCUCUUUCCUUCCACGAGGUGGAUAUGUUUUCUCAUAAAUGUAAAAGCGGAGAAAUACAGAAAAUAGACGUUACUCAGACGCCAUUGGUUGUUACCAUUCCGGAUGAAGAUGCUUUUAGAAAAGGAAAUGAAGAUUGUCAGUGGUUGUUUACCAGUAAUAAAAUGUACAGUAAAGUUGUAGUAGAGUUGGAUGAAUGGGUGAUAAACUCCCCUGAUGAUUUCUGUAACCAGAGUUACAUUUCCUUCCAUGAUGGCGAUGGUUCUGAAAGUUUAGAAAUUUUAAAAUAUUGCCAUAGUGAUCAACCAUUCCAUAAACUAGUGACGUCAUCAGAUAUGUUGUAUAUACAUCUCCAUGGUAACUGGUCACGUGCAGCAACCAAACUACCCUCAAUAACUUUAAAAUUACAUUCGACGAAAAUCAAAAAUCCAGUGGUCGACUGUCACACCAGUCUUCAAACUACUGUAGUUGGUGAUACGCCAAGCUUUAUAGUUUAUCCUACCGGAGAUUUAACCACAGAGGAAGAGCUAUGUCCACUGCAACUCUGGUCAAAAGACAGAAGUAAAACAGUAAGAGUUGAUAUCGUGGGUUCCAGCGAAGGGAACGUCUCAUGCCAAGAUUAUCUGCAAGCGUACAAUGAUUUGGGCGACGUUGAAGAGAUACAAUACACUUGUCUAUAUGAUAAACCAGCGUACAUGAAUCCCCAUCGUAUGCAGAUACAAAACACUACAAAUGAUGGUCGAGUUGUUCUCAAGGCUUAUACUGUCGGUCGUCCAUGUGAUGGUAUAACGUUAGAGAAGUGGGCUGAAAAUGAUAAGAAGAAGUCACUAGAGAUUCUGGGAAUAAAAGAUAGCUACGUCAAUAAUGGGUAUUGUAAAUAUUUACUAAUGAGUGAACAAGAGGAUGAAAAAAUAAAACUCUUUGUAAAUGGAUCUUUCUAUGAUGACGAUAACGUAGAUACUGAGUGCGAGAAAGAUUUCGUUGCUCUUUAUGAUGGUGAUAAUGAGAAAUCACCAAUGAUUGCUAAAUGGUGCGGAGGCUCAGUGCCAGAUGGUUUUCACAGUACUGGACAACAGAUGCUUGUGAUCUUCAAAUCCGAUCAUCAGGGACGUCAACAUAAAAACAACUAUGAUCUUCAGUAUAUAGCUUAUAAAGAAAUGUGCAGUCGAUUUACCAUUCCAUUAAAUGCCACGUCAUCCAAACAGAACCUGUCCUCGCCAGGCUUUCCUGAUUAUUACCCACCUGACUCGUUGUGUAGUUGGUCAAUCCGGCCGUCAAGUGAAAACCAUUACAUAGUGUUUCAACUACUGAAAACCCAUCUCGGACCUCACUGUAGGUCCUUGCUUACUGCAUAUCAAAGCAAUGAAGAUUCCGAACAUUCGACGAUAGAUCGGGCUUGUGAAGAUGAAACGCCGACAUUAAAGAGCAGCGCCGGUGCCAUGGAAAUUGAGUUCAGAUCAGACAGCUUUUGGAAUGUUGGAGGAUUUUUAGCAGAGUUUUGGGAAGAACCCAUUCCAGAGCCAAAAUCAGAGCCUAAAUCAGAACCCGAAUACGAGACAAAUCCAAAGUCGGAACCCAAUUCGGAACCCCGAGUUGAUUCCGUAGAGGAUAAGCCUAAGGGUGGUUGUGUUAAAGUGACAGUAUACAGUAUAUAUGUUUAUUGCUUAUUAACAUUGUUCCAUUACUUCAGCUGACAAUGCUCUGGUUUAGUGUGUCUUUAAAUUAUUAUCAAAUUCUUUCUUCAUCAAACAUCCAUCAUUGAUCACGCGUAAUAUGGUGCAGGAAUCUCGUGUAUGUGCAUUUCGUGUGCUUUUAUCGUUACGGAAAAGUGAAGAUAGUGCAACUCAGGGACAUAGAUUCAGAUAAUGUAAAUAACUGGAAAUGAACUGCGAGUGCCUGAACUUUGUAUUCCAAAUGUUCGUGUGCGUACAUUCUGAAACUUACCUUGAGCACCUGUAUUCUUUCCUUUUGCAUACACGCGCGUGUCCAUUUAAACGCAUGAUUUCUGCAAGUGUACAUGUGUUUACUCUCUGUGAAUACCAGUGUUAGAUGAAAAAGUGCGGUGUUAUGAUUUUAGAUGCAUAUAUAAAAAAAUAUAUAUAGGUCGUACGCGUUUUCACACGAGCAUAAUGUAACUCAAAUCCUUUCCUUUGUAUUCAUUUAAACGCUUGAUAUCUACGAGUCUGCAUGUCUUUACUAUCUGUUAGUCGUAAAAAAUGCGGUGUUAUGAAGCAUAUAUGAAAAACGAACAAUAUAGGUCGUACGUGCUUUCACACGUGUAUAGUCAAAGUUGCUUCUGUAUACAUAGCGUUCCUUAUAGAGUUGCGGGAGGUUUUCAUCAUUCUGUUUAUCAGAAUGUCGACUGAUUGACAAGAGAAGAUGGAGUAGGAAUCCUGUCGAACCGUUGUGUGUAAGAUUACUUUAUUGUGUCAGGUGAUUCAAAGGGAGAGUCAUGAUAAACUUUAGUCUUUGGGCGCUUAUUAUGGGUAAUACAUGUGACUUUGCGAUACAAACGUUGUGAUCGCAUGCGCCAUACAUAUGUGUGUCCAAUCAUUCUAUUGGUGUGCACACACUUCGCCAAGUGCUACUUUUUUAUUUUGAUUUUCCAAUGUUCUUAUGAACUUUGAGCUUUUUUUUGUGACGUCAUAAAUUUUACUGAAAUGCGUGAGACUUUGAGAUAAAAGGUUUUAGAGGGAUGGAGUAUGGUUAUUUUGGGGGUAUUUCUAGGUUAGUGUGGAUUUUAAAUGCGUGUUUGCAAAUCGUAGCAAAUUCCAAGUUCGAAAUAGCCUGAGAAUUUAUUUGAAAAUCUCAGAUUCGGUUUGCGUAUGUAGUUGGUGCUUUACUUUGUAAAUAUAAAAAAAAAUGUAGUACGUCUUAGCAAAUUGUGACCCAAAUGCCACUUUUGCAGCAAAAACUCCAAGAAUUCCAAAUUUCCUGGAAUAUUCCUGGCAGACCUCCGACUCUGCGUAAUUGUUGUUGGUGCUUAUCUUUGUUAAUAUAAAAUUUGUAUAUAAUGAAAUAUUAUUUAUAUUCCUCCCGCCACUGCCUUGUACAUCGAUCAUCAUUCAUUACCUCGUCUUUUAUACUGUUUUCUUUCGAUUGCUUGAUUCUAUGUUUGUCAAGAGUUAUUGCCCUUGUCGGGUGGGUCUGGUUGAAAAAUUGCCCUGGUUUUCAAAACGUUACGCAGUCUUUAGGCCCUAGCUGAAGUGGCUAUAUCAAAAAUAAAAGUUAAUUAAAAAACGGAACGAAAGUUUGGUUAAGUUUUGAUUAGACUUGCCGUUACGAAGUAGAUUUUCUUGAUGUGUUCAAAAACAGUCUAACUUCCCUAACUAACAUCCUGGAGAUGUCUAAGUGUGGAUUCGAAGGGCGUAAAACUCUAUUUCAUGUGAACUCCGUGUUCACUGUCCCCUUCUCUUAUGAAUUUUUAAAAAAAUACUUGUUUUGUUGUUAAAGGUUUUUGAAAAUAUCUCGUUUGGAUCUAAAAUGAUGAAAAUACUGGAUAAUUUAUGAAAUUUGUUAAUUGAUUGAUAUGAAUAAAGUUAUGUUAAUAAAUUCACGUUGGCAAAU